AUGGGAGUUAAACUGUACCAACGCUACAAGUCUCUGACACCGUUUGGGCUAAUUACCUCUCCUAGUGCAAAUAUUCUCUUUGACACAUCGGCAUGCAGCAUUUCAACUUCUGGUGGUGCACAGCACUUGUAUGCACCACAACUACACUCUAUUGGAGUAAUUCAUUUAAAGCAAGGAAUUCAGAUUGCUACACUUGCAGAUGAAUCUUCCUCGGCACAACUUACUCGCCUUGUUCUUGGACCUGCUGGAAAAUUACUGGCUGCCGGAUACUCGGACGGAUCCAUUCGUAUCUGGGACACAUCAUCAAAAGUUUGCAUGGUCACCUUCAAUGGACACCGUGCUUCUGUCACUGCACUUGCCUUUGAUGCACUUGGAACACGUCUGGCAUCUGGCUCAAGCGAUACCGAUAUUGUUUUAUGGGAUAUUGUUGCAGAGUGCGGUAUGUUUCGUCUUCGUGGGCAUAAAGACCAGGUCUCUUGCCUUCGAUUCUUGACUAAAAACGGACUAGACCACUUGGUUUCGGGCUCAAAAGACUCUCUAGUAAAAUUUUGGGACCUCGCUUCCAAACACUGCGUGGAAACUUUAAUUACACACCGUGGAGAGGUUUGGGCUUUAGAAGUAUCCCCCACAGACGAAAACCUUUUGUUCACCGGUGCUGCAGAUGGUCAGAUUCGAGUUUGGAUUAUCAACGCAAAAGCCUUGUCUGAAAAAUUAGAUCCUGUUCGCUCUGUACCCAAUGCAUUACAAACUAAUGCCAACUCCAUAAUAACCGAUAUUGCAAACACUGUCGAGUUUCUUGGAGUGAUUGAACGCCAAAGUAAAGAGCGGAUUGUCACUCUUAAAAUGGACACGCAUGGUCAAUAUAUUGGUGUUCAUGGAACAGAUAGGCUUGUGGAAAUAUUCAAAGUACGAUCAGAUGCAGAUGUUUCCAAGAUAGUGGAGCGUCGCAAGCGCAAGAAUCGGAAAGACCCCAAUUUUACCUCGACUGAAGACAAUUCGACCAAUACCAUUGAAGCAACCAUGGCCGAUCGCUAUGCAAAAGUUGCAACUAUUCGAUGCACUGCCAAAGUUACUUCCUUUGAUUUUGCACCUACUUUGAUUGUAGGUGCAGCUAUCAAGUCGGAAAUGCCUUUAAAACUAGUCUGCUCACUUUCAAACAAUUCAAUCGAGGCAUAUGAUCUUUCAGGCAUGACUGGCACUACAAAAAAGGAAUCUGUGCCUCGCCUUGUUUCUACAGUGGAUCUUGCUGGUCAUCGCUCUGACAUCCGCUCAUUGGCCCUUAGUUCUGACGAUGACCUGAUUGCAACCGGAUCAAACGAUCUAAUUAAAAUAUGGUCUUCCAGAACACGACAAUGUCUUAAAAGCAUGAGUUCGGGCUAUGUACUUUGUCUAGCAUUUCUUCCAGGAAACAAACAUCUUGUGGUUGGGACAAAAGCUGGCGAGAUUCAACUUUUUGAUUUACCCUCAUCGUCGCUCAUUGAAACUAUCCAAGCACACGAGAGUGCUAUCUGGUCAUUAAAAGUACGUAUGGAUAACGGCGGUAUUAUUACAGGAUCUCAAGACAAGCAAGUCAAGUUUUGGGAUCUGCGCAUGAAACAGGACGAGUCGUAUUCCAAUGUUGCCAAGCGCGCUACACUGGUACACACACGCACACUUAAGAUGUCAGAAGACGUUUUGUGUGUUCGACAGUCUCCCGAUGGUCGUCUUCUUGCUGUGGCUUUACUAGACAGCACUAUCAAGAUUUUCUACUAUGACACUUUGAAAUUUUUCUUGUCACUCUAUGGACAUAAACUUCCAGUGGUGUCUAUGGAUAUAUCUUUUGAUAGUAAACUUAUUGCCACCGCAUCAUCUGAUAAGUCUGUAAAGAUCUGGGGAUUGGAUUUUGGAGACUGUCAUCGCAGUUUGCACGCACACGAAGACUCUGUUAUGGCCUGCCAGUUUGUAUGGGGCACUCACUAUUUGUUUACAGCAAGCAAAGACCGAACUGUAAAAUACUGGGAUGCCGACAAGUUUGAACAAAUUACGCGGUUAGAAGGACAUCACGGAGAGAUCUGGGCUCUUGCUGUUGCCAAAUAUGGCAGCUUUAUUGUCACUGGCUCGCAUGAUCGCUCUAUUAGAAUUUGGGAAAAAACAGAUGAUCAGUUUACUCUUGAAGAGGAGAAAGAGCGAGAACUUGAACUAAGACAAGAAAUGGAAGCAAAUUUAAACAAUAGAGACGAUCAGGCUAUUGGGUCAGAAGCUCCAGAUGCAGAAAGUGCCGAAAAAGACUCGGCCUUUCAGGAGGUUGGUGUUGCAGGAUUCAAAGCCACUGAUACAUUGAAAGCAGGAGAGAAAAUUAUCGAAGCUCUUGCUGUUUGGGAAAAGGAAAGAGGCGAUUUUGAUAAAUAUGAAAAAUUGCGACUUAAGGAUCCAAAUGUAGCGCCUCCUCCUCGUAGUCCAUUUGUAAUUGCGCUUGGCCGGCCAGAUAUACUUCCAGAAGAAUAUGUUUUGCAUGUGAUCACGCUAAUUCGGUCCAGCCAGAUUGACGAAGCACUUUUAGUAUUGCCCUUUUCUAACGUCAUAGAUUUGUUAAAAUGCAUAAGCUUUUGGAUUGAAAAGGGUUGGAAUACGAGACUGACAGCAAAGAUUCUGUUUUUCCUAUUACAAACUCAUCACCAUGAGAUGACCAGCACCCGUGCUCUACGCCCUGUGCUUGAUAAGAUACGUCUUUUGACUAGGCAAGGCCUUGAGCAAGAACGCGAUCGGAUUGGUUACAAUGUUGCAGGAAUUAAAUUUCUUCAGCGUGAGCAUGAAGCCAACCACUCUGCCUUUUUUGGCGAAGAAAGCACUGAUGGCCCAACUGAUCCAGUUGUAUCUGAUAAAGUUCAAUCCUUGGAUACGUCAACGUUGAAAAAUAAAAAGCGUCGCCAUAUCAAGGUUGUCUCGUAA
This is a messenger RNA of Batrachochytrium dendrobatidis JAM81, 2928 nucleotides long. RefSeq lists its product as uncharacterized. Gene Ontology annotation, cellular component: small-subunit processome; Pwp2p-containing subcomplex of 90S preribosome. Gene Ontology annotation, biological process: maturation of SSU-rRNA. The transcript is spliced from 8 exons. Bases 1 to 2928 code for a protein of 975 amino acids. Lineage: Eukaryota; Fungi; Chytridiomycota; Chytridiomycetes; Rhizophydiales. Gene Ontology annotation, molecular function: protein binding; snoRNA binding. The record is from RefSeq and is a predicted model, not a curated record.